AUGGCUAACCUUGUAGCUAAAAUUGAAACUGAAGUGUUUGGCUUGCCUUCAUCGACCAGCUCCAUAUCUUCUCAAGAACAGAAUGGACACGCGGAACUGGCUUCUGAAGUCGCCAACUGUAAGAGAAUCCAAGCGAUCGAAGAGAAGCUGAGUCCCCUGAAGGAAAGACUCCGAAGCCAUCCUUUAUAUCACAUGAUCGACAAUCUGGACGAGCUUCGCUACUUCAUGCAAAACCAUGUUUUUGCCGUCUGGGACUUCAUGAGUUUGUUGAAGGUAAUAUUUUUUGAUAUUUAGUUUUGGAAAGAAAAGGUUUGCUAAACACUUCAUUUAUUAGGUAGCUAAAGUGAUAUUAUUUAAUGUUCUACUAUUUUAUAUGAAGUUAUUUGUCUUCCAGGCUCUCCAACAUGACUUGACCUGUACCACCGUACCAUGGGUCGCUAAAGGCUCUCGUACUGCUCGUCGUCUCAUCAACGAGAUUGUUUUAGGUGAAGAAUCAGAUGAGUUGGGAGACGGAUUCAUCUCUCAUUGUGAAUUCUACCAACAAAGCAUGUACGCUGCUGGGGCAGACGACACUUCGUUGACAACUUUCAUCGAUGAAUUACAAAAGGCGGGAAACAUUGACCCUUCCACUUUGGAAACUGCCUUCAGAAAAGCUGGAGCUCCAAAACCGGCAGCUGAAUUUGUGACCAAGACCUUCAACUACAUCAGAACACACAAGGUUCAUGUGAUUGCUUCGGCCUUCACCUUCGGUCGCGAGGAUCUGAUUCCAAUUAUGUUCCAGAGUUUCUUGGACGAGAUGAACAGACAAGCCAAAGGAGCUCUGGACAUGUUUGUGCUGUACCUGGAGAGACAUAUAGAAGUAGAUGGUGAUGAUCAUGGUCCUAUGGCUUGCAAGAUGGUAAUGGAGCUGUGUGGAGAAGACGACCAGCUCUGGGCCGAAGCUGAAGAAGCUGCUGUGUCAGCAUUGGCCGGUCGUGCUGAAUUGUGGGAUGGAAUUGCGGAAGAAUUGAGGAAGAUCAAGGAAACUCAGACCACCAUGAACUGA
Messenger RNA from Bursaphelenchus okinawaensis, 1045 nucleotides. The record is from the annotation of a GenBank genome assembly. NCBI's taxonomy places the organism in Eukaryota, Metazoa, Nematoda, Chromadorea, Rhabditida, Aphelenchoididae.